GCACGGAUCCCCUACAAGUACCCACAUUACUAUUACUAAGUAAAUCCCACUGUACCAGAACAAUUGCUCCAACCAAAACAGCCAUUAAAAAUCAUCAUUUUGUGUGAACUUGAGUGGCAGUUCAUUGAACGAAACGUUCUUGGCAUGAAUAGGACGAAGAACCAUUAUGUUUAAUCCAGUGUUCACUUAAGAAAGGGUGAAAAUAGACUGAAACUGUGUAGUUGCUGUGAUUCUGUGAAUUAUGAAUGAGAAGAGCUCACUACUAAACGAGGGGAAGGGACAGCUUCCGAUCUUCCGUUUGUCAUCUAUCUUGUGAUGCACAAUUUCCACUUGGCCGAUCAAAUCUGGCAACUACUCCCAGGAUGAACAUCUCGUGGUCACCAGAGGAUGGGGAAAUCGAGCCGAUCUGGCACUCACACAUCAACGCAUCAUACGAGUACAACGAGAGUUUCCCCAUUUACGAGGAUAUCGAUGAACUCUACGAUGUUCCCACUGGAAUCAUAUUUCUCUUGAGCGUCUGCUACGGCAGCAUCUCGGUGCUCGCUGUAGCGGGUAAUUCCCUGGUGAUGUGGAUUGUCGCGACAUCGAGGAGAAUGCAGAGUGUUACCAACUGCUUCAUCGCUAAUCUUGCCCUCGCAGACAUUGUCAUCGGACUAUUUGCUAUCCCAUUCCAGUUCCAAGCGGCACUUCUCCAGCGGUGGAACUUACCUUACUUCAUGUGCGCCUUUUGUCCAUUUGUGCAAGUACUCUGCGUCAACGUUUCCGUCUUCACUCUCACAGCAAUAGCAGUGGAUCGUCACAGGGCAAUUCUCAAACCUUUAAGUGCGAGACCCAGUAAACUACGUGCAAAAAUCAUCAUUGCUGGUAUUUGGAUGGUGAGUGGUGCUUUGGCUGCUCCAAUGGCGGCUGCCCUUAGGGUUGUCCUAGUCCCAGAGAGUUCAAAUGGUGGUCGUUACCAUGUGAAACCAUUCUGCCAGAACGUGAACAUGUCAGAGGGUUCAAUGUUGACAUAUCGUGCAUUACUUGGUUUUCUCCAGUAUUUGACACCCCUAAGUAUAAUUUCGUGUGUGUACGCACGGAUGGCAUUGAAACUCUGGGGCAGUAGAGCACCGGGAAAUGCCCAGGACUCGCGGGAUGCCAAUCUCAUGAAAAACAAAAAAAAAGUGAUUAAAAUGCUGGUUAUAGUCGUUGCAUUAUUCGCGGUCUGCUGGCUACCGCUUCAAACGUACAAUGUGCUCCAGUAUACUUACGCCGAGAUUAAUGAGUACAGGUACAUUAACAUUAUAUGGUUUUGCUGCGACUGGCUGGCCAUGUCGAAUAGCUGCUACAAUCCAUUCAUCUAUGGAAUUUACAACGAGAAAUUCAAGAGGGAAUUUCAACAGCGGUGCCCAUUCAGAUCCAGAAAAUGGUCCGCAAGUCCUCCCACCGAGAGCUUAGAUAUGGAUAAGACCCAGACAACGAGAGCGUCGUUUAGGUAUAUUCUCAGAUAUGACUGGCGCAGGCCGACAUCCGGUUAUCAGUCCAACAGUUCAUUCUACAGAGGUGUUUCUCUACGCGAUCCAUCGAGAUCCUCUGUCAAUGGCCUGGACCCUGACUCUCGGUCCCUCAAGUCCAGCUGCUGCAUCCGAAACGGAAACAACAAUCGCAACAGCAUUCACCGAUCAACGAACAGAAACAAUGAUAUCAGCACUGGUGAAUUAUAUGUUUUCUCAUCUGGCCGGCACAAACAUACGCGAGAACUCGGGGAACACCAGGAGUUGUGUCUGUGAUUAAAUUCAUUCGGUUGUCCCUCAGUCGAACUGAAGACAGAAUGGAUAAGCAAAUUUACGGACUCGGAGAUUAUUUUCGUCGUGUUUGUGUUGGCGUUCAGCUUCAGUUCCAGGUUGUCGAGAUAUAAGUAGGGAAAACUUUUAUGGAAAAAAACUUGACGCUUUCUUUGAAAAAUCCACUGGAUUUUUAUUGGAACUCUUUAAGAGUUAAUUCGCUUCGAAUCAAAUGUUGGAAAUUUUUCAAUUGAAAUUGAAAAAAAAUCGACCAUCUCAAAGUUGGAGAUAAAUUGUGAGAAGAAUAUUAUUUUUUACUCUAUUCGCUUCCUAAAUUCCUAUAAUGGAAUGAAAAGUAUUCCCAAUACUUAAACAUCCCCGAAAUCUAUAAAUCGACGAAAACUUGCCAAACAUUCGUCAUAUCCGGUCAUUAAUGUACAUUAAUGUACAGUUCUGUUCAGUUACUUCGAAGGAUGAUCAAUUUUUAUUCUAGUCAAACUAAGGACAUAUUCCGGGGGAAAACAUUCGCGUUUAUAGCUGUAAAUAAUAAGUAAGCAAACAGGACAGACGAUCAAUAUUGCUGUCAAUUCUUGUACUUUUGGAUGCAUGCAGGACGACAGGAUAAUGUGAUUAAUUGGGUACACGUAGCAGUUUUCCCUGGAGAGUAAUGCAAUUUGGGAUGAUUUAAUUAAUAAUAUCUGAAUGGGAUAUUUUUUAAGAAAAUGCAAUAGGAAAACCUGUCACCGUCUCCAUUUAUGUAAAAAAAAAACGUCCGCAGAAAAACCGCUAUUUUCGCCAAAAAUUCUUUUGAAAUUUUCGCCAUUUCGUGUACGAAAUUCCGAAGAUGCUUGAUUUUUCUAUUUAAUUUUCUUUCUCUAGACGCUCAGGAUAAAAGUGAAUAUGUAAGGUUCCUGAAAAUGCUAUUUUGUUUUUUAGUUUUCUAUUUUGUUGUGAAGAAAAUUGUAGUGAUGUGAGGAAUCAUCGGUAUUCCAUGGAAUAAAAUUCUCCAAAUUCUGGAUUUACCUGAUAGGAAGGGGAAAAUAUUCUCCCAAUAUUUUUCUUCACUUCACUACUCAAGUCUGUGCCUGCC
Messenger RNA from Fopius arisanus, 2853 nucleotides. Its product is annotated as neuromedin-K receptor. The transcript is spliced from 10 exons. Gene Ontology annotation, molecular function: neuropeptide Y receptor activity. The coding region runs from base 363 to 1769 and encodes 468 amino acids. Lineage: Eukaryota; Metazoa; Arthropoda; Insecta; Hymenoptera; Braconidae. Gene Ontology annotation, biological process: G protein-coupled receptor signaling pathway. Gene Ontology annotation, cellular component: plasma membrane. The record is from RefSeq and is a predicted model, not a curated record.